GUGGGUGGGGAAAGUCAUUGUUUAGCAGGAGAGCCCGCCCCUCGCACAGAGAGAAGGAGGGGCUGUAGGUAGAGCCUGAGAAGUUGGAGUGAAUGAGAGGAGGAAGGCGAUGAUGAUGAUGAUGAGGAGCAAAGGAAGCGCAAAGUGAGAGAAGCAGCGGCAGAAGUAGGAGCUGGGGCAGAUCAAGAGGCAGAAACGUGAGCAGAGUAAUGUGCGGGGGACAGGGGAGUGGCCUAACUAGAAUAUUAUCGCACAGCCGUUUGGUGACAGCAGAGGGGUGGCCGCCGGUGCAUGGGAUCCCAAUGGGAGCUCCUCAGCCAAAGUAGGAGACAUCCCCAGACCGCUGUAAAAGAUCAAAAAGGAUGUGAACUCAUCUCCAGCUAAUAAUUAAAGGCAUUAAGUGCUCAGGGAGACUGGAUCUGUCCUACUGUGUAACCAGUCGCAACAUGAAAGCAGCUGGAAACGGAGGAGCUGAAUGAGUGACACAUUAGCUACAUCUCACCUGCACCGGUUCCACUAGGAGACAUUGUAGCAAUCGGGACUUUCACUACAACUUUGAGAGAUGAUUGACAUCCCUGCCGGGUUGAGGGUCUUUUGUGCUGAGGACCAUUGAUGAACAUCUGACCUUGCGAGUGAACCACAUAGGACUCGUUGGAAAUUACAGAACAUGACAGAGGAGAUGGAGCGUCCCAGGAGCGGUCUCAGCAUGGCGAGCAGCGUAGCCACAAAUGCUUCGGUCAGCCAGGGCUCCAGGCAAACAACCAGGUCUGUGAAGAGGGUACACACGUUUGGCAAGAGAGAAUACUCCAUCAAGAGGGAUCCCAACUCCCCUGUUGUGAUUCGCGGCUGGUUGUAUAAACAGGACAGUUCUGGCUUGCGUCUCUGGAAAAGAAGAUGGUUUGUGCUGUCAGAUUUAUGCUUAUUCUAUUAUAGAGAUAGCCGAGAGGAAAUAGUGCUGGGCAGCAUCCUUUUGCCAAGCUACCAAAUCUUACCUGCCAACCCUCGAGAGGUGAAAAACCGGAGGUUCAGCUUUAAGGCAGAGCAUCCUGGCAUGCGGACCUAUUACUUUGGCGCUGACACACAUGAAGAUAUGAAUGCCUGGAUCCGGGCCAUGAACCACUCUGCCCUGGUGGUUUCCGAGGAAAAAAUGAAGAAUAGCCAAAUUCAAAACCUGUCUAAUUCUACCCAAGAAGAUCUAUAUGCCAGCUAUGAGGACUUCUUACACUCUGGAAUAGGUGCUGCUGGUGAGCAUGCCAAAAGUGCAGAAUCCCUUGAAAUUGCCCACCUUUCCGAAACCAGAUCUCAAGAUGAGGGCUCAAGGGAAAGUCUCCCAGAACAGGAGCGCAAUGGAGACUUGGAUAAGGACAGCUUGUUCAAUGGACUCAAAGAAUCUCUCACUGAUGCUAUUCAGCAUUUUACAACAUUAUCCCAAAAUGGGUCAGUUCCACCACCCACUCCUGAAAAUGGGGUGAAGGUUGCUGAUUUCCCGUACAGUCGGCUAGAACUGGAAAACCAAAGGUCACUGGAGAGAAAAGACUCUAUUCCCGAGGAUGAGGAGUGGGUUCCUUUUCACAAGGGAGAGCCUGACAUAAAGGAAUCCUUGGAGUCUUACUCUGCCAGAAGUCCAUCCAGAGUUCCACCAAAGGGAUUUGAAUGUCCUCAUGAUGUGUAUUCCUCCCCACUAUCUCGUUCUGCCCCUUCAUCCCCUGCUGUCCUCCCUGGACAUAUGUACAUUUGUGAAGCUGGAGAAAGGAACUCCAGAGACGGAAAAUAUGUGGCACAGCGUGAGCCUCCUGAAUCUCCUCAAACUCGCCUCCUGUCUUCUAUUUCUUCUUGCUCCCCAUCAAGAGUCACAACUUGUCCUUCACCUGAAAUUAGAGAAUAUGUAAUUCAACGACUUGUAAAACCCUCAAGAUCUUUGUCUCUUCCACCAACUCCUUCUGAACAUCCUAGACACAGAAUGGCAAAAAUGAGUCCUCCACCAAGUGUCAAGUAUGGAGUUCCAUUCAUCUCUGAGAAAUCUAUGAACUAUUCAGACACAUCUCAUGCUAGUCCUGGGCCAACAGUAGGGAGCCCAACAAGAAAGGAUAUACUUUAUUGUGUAAGCCGCAGUCCUAAAGGCCAGCCUAAUCCAUCUCAAGCAGCUUCCAAUGAAGAUCUGGCUGUGAGUGCAUCUCCUUCACUAGGCAGGACAACUGUCAGAUCCAACACUCCUGUUGGACGGGUGGACAUGGUUCCUGCAGAAGAUAAAGCUGGAAAUUUCAUACAUGGCCCUAGACACAUUGAAGACAGAGCAUAUUUUGUGACCAGUUCUCGGAUUAGAAGCCAUAUGAUGAAAUCUUUAUCAAGACCCCAGACUCCAUCUGAUCGGUAUGAUGUUUUGCCUACUGAAGAGCGUUACUCUUCGUCUACAAUGGCAAAGGGUCCUAACAGAUAUAGUAGGCGGUCUCAGCCUUUGGGUGCUGAAGACGAACGGCUGGUAGAUGGAUGUGGGAUGCCUAUCCCUCAGAGAACUCAUGCUUAUCCCAAUAGCAGGAUGCAGAUGAGACCCAGCACUCCAGCUGAGAGAAUUAUAGUGGAAGAGUGCCCUCCUGAGUUAUCAUUAACACCACCACUCAGAAGACACGGAAGCCAUGUGACACGGUACUCCGAGAGACCCCUGCUUCCUCAAGGAACUUUUUCUGGCCACGCUGUGGGCUCUGUACCAAGGCAAUUGCAGAAACUGGGGUCCAGCAGUUACUCCCAGUUGCCUCCCCUGCCUCCUGUUUCUGGCAGGCCUGGACCUCACGUGCCUGUUGGGAAGAGGAUGUCCCUUAGUGCGAUGCCAUCCGGUUCGGCACCAUAUCGGGAGCGUGUUCCUUACCCCGUGCGCCUGGCAGAGAAUAACAUUGAUGUUCUUCUGACAAAGCUCUGCGGUCAGGAUAAACUGCUUGUCAGUCUGGAAGAUGAAACUGCUCAUCUCCGAGCUGAAAAGGAGAAACUGGAGGACGCCCUUCAAGCAACACAUCACCACCUUGAGGAGUUCCAGGGUCAGGACCACGUGAUUGAGAAUAUUUGGUACCAGCAGAGGCUACUGCAAGACGACCUUGUGUAUGUGCGUGCCAGGCUAUGUGACCUCACCCUUGAGCGUGAGAGGGUGUGGGAAGAAUACAGAGGACUUGACAAUGAGCUGCACACUGUAAGGGAAACAUUGGAUCGUGUCAGCCACAUUGGGCACCUACAGGACCAGCUGGCUGCUCAGCGAGACCUUUGGAUGAUUAAUGAUAUCAUUUCUGGGCUCCAAUUCAACAAAAGCACCAUUCAUGUUCUCCCCGAAUCCUCAAGGCACCCUGGAAUGAUGAUUAUGCCGUCUCCUACCGGUGAGACCCCACCAGCCUAUCAGAGGAGCUUUCUUCAUCAUUCCGGCUUGCACCCGGCCACUCCAAGAGACUCUCACAAAGAUUGUGAAGCAGUUCCACCCAGACCUCCACUCCCUCGGGAUCAUCACUCCACUGCCAGCAGUGAUGUAGAUGGAAAGAACAGAGUACACAGCACGGACCAGAAUGAGCCGGAGCAGCUACCUGAGCACCUUACAGACUCUUCCCCAUCAACAAAAGCAGGACCACAACCAGCAAGUACCCCUGGAGAUGCGGCAUUAAGAAGGGAUGUGGGAAGUGAUACAAAGAGCUCCUGUCCAGUAGCCAUCCCUACCGGCAACAAAGUGAUCUCCGAGGCAAAGGCAUCGCCUCCUUGCCUGGCAGAAGUGGGCACAGUGAGGAAGCAGCGAAUGAGUGCGGAGGAGCAGAUGGAGCGGAUGAGGAGACAUCAGGAAGCCCAGAUCCAUGAGAGACCCAAACCUGGCGUUACCACCCAGCGACAAAAUUCCCAGAGGGGUAGCACACCUAUUAUUAGCCGGCUAAGAUCAGCCUCCUCUGAUAUGAUUUCCCCUGGACCAAACUCCCCACAAGUGGACAGUGCCUGCCCAGAGCAAAGAAGGCCAGCACUGGUAAAGGUCACGGCCUCCUUCUACCCAAGUACCACUUCUACCCCGCAGCCCAGCAAAGGGGGAAGUUUCAAGCUAAAGGCUUCUUCUAACAAGGUUCAGGAAAACCAAGCCAUUGGCUAUUACUCCACGGAUGACCCAACAUACAGUUUGGUGAUGGAGCCACAAUCUGAUAGUGUCGUAUCCACAACCUGUCUUGAGAUCUCCCCAAUGGCAAAGAUGACUCCUCCGUUGAGGACAAGCAGUAAGAUCGUCACUGCAACCUGCAAGCAAGCGAAAAGGGAGCUGCAAGAGGACAAGCAGGAGCAAAGACUUAUCCAGGCCACUUCCAUCUCUGAAAUAAAGUCUCAUUCUGCUCCUCAGCCUGAGCAUCUAGAAGUUAAAAAGAAGCCUGUGGAGAGAGUUAAAUCACCAGUGUCAAAGAGCAGCCCCGCCACAUCCCCUGGGUGCAGCAGGCACUCGGAUGACAGUUGCAACAAGGCAAACGCAGGGCAGAAGGAACACGUUAUCAGUUUAUCCUACACGUUGGCAAGCGAGGCCUCAGAACUCGGCAAACUAAUAACAGCCAAAACAGUAGCCGAUGAUACAGACGCAAACAGCGACAUCUCCACAUCUGACGAGGCUUAUCCUUGGGAUUUCAUUAUGCAGGAUUCCCGGUCCAGCAAACAACCCGAAACGAAUGAGCGUUGCCAGUUCAAAGUUACUCCCGAUACACCCCAAGGGGAGGACAGGAACGCUAACGUAGCAGAAAAUGGACAGACUUAUUAUUCUUCCAACCAAUGCUCAUCCGGUGGUCCUCAACUCCAGCACCACAACACCCCCAAGGGCCACACAGACAAUCAGCACUAUGAGAACUGGCCGUCGCCGAGAGAAAAAGGAAGCACGGAUCACUGCCAAAAAAUCCCACAAGACUCCACAAUGUUAUCCAAAUGCAACGGCCAAGUGGCCAACUACGAGUUCCUCAUACAGGACCUGCAUUAUAACCCACUGAACGUCAGCAAGGUGGCCGAGUAUUGUAAGGAAGAAAGGGAGCCAAUCAGGAUCACCCUUCUCCAGUCAAGCUUCUAGGAGCAGCAAUGAUCUAAGGGUCCUAUGGACCGAGCAAUGUCUGCUCUAAGCAGAUCGGGCCAGGAAUACUGAUUCCAGUAUGAGCCUGCGUGUGGUAAAGAGGAUGUUUUAAUGGAAAAAGAAAGGGGAAAUGUUGUAUAGAAAGUCAGAGAAUGUAAAUAAUGUGAAUAGAGAGGUGUGGGUAGGUGGAAUUCUGAAGGACUGUAAAAAUGUUAAUAAGGAAUUCAUUAUAGAACUGUGCACAUUAGGCUAAACUAGGGUUAGCCACACUCUGCCUCAGUAGUAGUCCUGAUUCCUCAGUGAGCCGCUAGCCAGCGGAGAAGGCCGGGAGAUGCUGGACUAUGAAGGCCAGAAUGUGGCUAUCCUCAGCCUAAAGGAAGGGGAAAAGCAUGUGAAUAUAUUGUAUAGAUCGGUCCAAUGAAGUAGCACUUGCAAAGUGUUCAGUGUAUGUAAUGAGCAUGAACAUGACUGAGCUCCAGGAAAGUCUCCAGCAGGUCCGUUAUGUUACCCGCGGUGUUUCGGGCUAAAGCUGCUGCCAGAAAUCAUUGUAAUGUUGCACUAUAUAGGAUUCUGCGUGGUUAAAGGCAUGUUCUACCCUGGUGGGGUUUAUAGAAGGGUGUGUGGAAGGAAUAUCCAUUGGUUACAAUCAAUUUGGCAGUGGCAGGGCAAUGUUUCUGUUUCGGAACUCCCAGCACCCCCUGCUAGGCCGGUUAGAUCAUGUCAUACAUGAUAUACACGGCAGUAUAGGGCUGGUAAGCACGGGUUUUUGUUUUAUAUGGAGCAAAUGUGUAGUUCCGCAAUAUGGUGGCCUCCUUGGCAGAAGAAACCAACAUGGGGGGGGUCUAUAAACACCUUUUAGGCCUAUCAUUGUUUUACUUUGCAUUUUAUUGCAGCGCCUUGACAUUUUAGCUCUUUUUUGUAAAGGGCCCGUUAUUUUAAUUCUCAAACAUAAGACAUAUUGUAUACGUGUGCCUCUAGGACUGCCUCUUAUUAUCCUUUACAAGGGGUGGGAACGUCAGCAGGAGUCAUUUCACUACAACUCCCAGAAUCCUCAGCUAGAUGCUCUAUUGGCUGAACAGCCUCUGGCUGACCUACCCCCGAAUAUUAGGUGUCGUAUGACAUCUAUGUUUUGUUUUUCUUUUUAACCUGCCUGGAAGCCAAGUAUCUAGUUCUGUAUAUCCUGUAACAUGUCUUAUACCAAACUCGGCCAAUUACGUGUAGCCAAAUUCUGUUUUUAUAAUCACUGUGCAGGCCUGCUAAAAAAAUUUCCAUUUUGUUUUUUUUUUUGUUAAUUUUUAACAUUUCUUGUAAAGUAGACUGUUAGAAUAAUGUAACAUACGGAAAUGUGUCCAAAGCUUUCUGCUCACUUGCGUUCUCUAUGCAAAACUGUAUGGUGCAAAUAAAGCAAGAAAGUCUGCA
Molecule: messenger RNA, 6469 nt
Organism: Xenopus laevis (African clawed frog)
Lineage: Eukaryota; Metazoa; Chordata; Amphibia; Anura; Pipidae
Gene: plekha4.S
Product: pleckstrin homology domain containing, family A (phosphoinositide binding specific) member 4 S homeolog
Exons: 25
Coding region: 668-5050 (1460 amino acids)
Source: RefSeq, a predicted model, not a curated record